UCCCACACGCAUGCCCCGACCCCUCCUCAUGCAUAUGGAUAGCCCGGCAGCAGUGAGGGAUUCCUUCUUUGGCUCCUUUCCCUUGUUCUCUCCCUCUUUGCGCCCCGACCCCAAUGAAUGAGUCGGCGUAGGCGUCUGUAAGGGGAUCCCCAAGUCGGAGGAGCUGAAUGAGGAGCACAAUGAGGGGUAAAUGAGCUCACACGUAUCACUAACGUAACCAGCUGCCAUUUCCACUCUGCUGCUGCGGCUCAGCCCUCCAUUUUCUGCCUAAAUCUUCUUUGCUCCUCGGGCUCUCCCCUCGCUUCAUGUGGAUUAUCCCGCGGUUAAUCUCGGCUGCAGUUUCCCGAGCGCUCACAACAGCCGCCGCCCGCUUCUUAUGUUUCAUUGACAGCUCAGCGUUUGUCGCCGACCCCCAGGGAUGAGAAUCUGCAAGAUGUUCCGGGUCGCCAGUGUCUUGGGACUGGUCAUGCUGAGUGUGGCCCUGCUCAUUCUGUCCCUCAUUAGCUACGUGUCCCUGAAGAAAGAGAACAUCUUCACCACCCCCAAAUAUGCCAGUGCCGGGGGGCCCCGUAUGUACAUGUUCCACGCGGGAUUCCGGUCUCAGUUUGCGAUGAAGUUCUUAGACCCUUCGUUUGUACCAAUUACUAAUUCCCUGACCCAAGAGUUGCAAGAGAAGCCUCCCAAGUGGGUAUUUAACAAGACGGCCUUUGCACGGCAGAGGCGAGAGAUUCUCCAGAAUGUUGAUGUCAUCCGAAACUUCUCUUUGACAAAGAACGGUGUAAGGACAGGACAAUUGAUGCACUACGAUUACUCCAGUCAUAAAUAUGUCUUCUCUAUCAGCAAUAACUUCAGAUCUCUGCUCCCCGACGCCUCUCCCAUCAUGAAUAAACAUUACAACAUCUGCGCCGUCAUUGGGAACAGCGGCAUCCUCACGGAGAGCCAUUGUGGGGCCGAAAUCGACAAGGCCGAUUUUGUCUUUCGUUGCAACUUUGCCCCAACCGAGGGGUUCCAGAAAGAUGUUGGAAGGAAGACCAACCUUACAACCUUCAAUCCAAGCAUCCUUGAGAAGUAUUACAACAAUCUAUUGACUAUACAAGAUCGGAACAACUUCUUUUUGAGUUUGAAGAAACUCGAUGGGGCCAUUCUUUGGAUUCCAGCGUUCUUCUUCCAUACAUCUGCAACCGUCACUAGGACAUUGGUUGACUUCUUUGUUGAGCACAGAGACCAGCUAAAAGUUCAGUUAGCUUGGCCAGGAAACAUCAUGCAGCAUGUCAACAGGUACUGGAAGAACAAGCACUUAUCCCCUAAACGUUUGAGCACUGGUAUCCUAAUGUACACCCUCGCCUCUUCAGUCUGCGAAGAAAUCCACUUGUAUGGCUUUUGGCCCUUUGGAUGGGAUCCCAACACAGGCAAAGACCUUCCGUACCAUUAUUAUGACAAAAAGGGAACCAAAUUUACCACCAAAUGGCAGGAAUCCCACCAGCUUCCUGCAGAGUUUAAAUUGCUGUACAAAAUGCACAGGGAAGGACUUACUAAGUUGACUUUAUCACAAUGUGCCUAAAGAACAAAGAAAAAAAAUGUGCCAAUUAAUAAAAGUGCCCAAGAUGUAAAUUUAAUAUUCAUCAGGGGAGGGGGGAAAUAGGAACACAAUGUAUUUAAUGACGUAGAAUGUAGAUUCUCUCAUUUGUCUUUGUAAUAUUUGCUGGGUUGUUUAGUUAGUGUGUAGCAAUGUAAAGCUGAUGAACAUUCACUAAACGACAUAUUUACUCUUGGGAUACAGUUUGCACCGUAUAUUUGCUUCUAUGUACGUAUCGCCUCCAGAUACUGUGAAAAGAAUUAGUGAUGGGCGAAUUUAUUCGACAGGCGCGAAUUCCCGCGAUUCACUGCCGGCGAAUAAAUUCACAAAACCGCCGCCAAAAUUCAACAGCUUCAAA
Xenopus laevis (African clawed frog) is the source of this 1934-nucleotide messenger RNA. RefSeq names its product ST8 alpha-N-acetyl-neuraminide alpha-2,8-sialyltransferase 3 L homeolog (gene st8sia3.L). Gene Ontology annotation, molecular function: sialyltransferase activity; alpha-N-acetylneuraminate alpha-2,8-sialyltransferase activity. Gene Ontology annotation, cellular component: Golgi membrane. Bases 419 to 1561 code for a protein of 380 amino acids. The record is from RefSeq and is a predicted model, not a curated record. Gene Ontology annotation, biological process: N-glycan processing; glycoprotein biosynthetic process; oligosaccharide metabolic process. Lineage: Eukaryota; Metazoa; Chordata; Amphibia; Anura; Pipidae. The transcript is spliced from 4 exons.